AUGGAUGCCCCAACACUUUCAACUUCUCAUGGAAAUAAUUCUAUGACUUUUCAUAAUUGUCAUUUUCAACCUACGAAUAGCAAUCAUGAUUUAUCACAUUUUCAUAAUAUAUUUCCUGCUCCUCCUAAAAAUUUGUUAAAACGUUCAACUCGAAGUGAAACACAUUUAACAGAUUUGAGAAAUUUUGCUCAUCCUUCAGAAAAAGCAAUAUCUUCCCAAAUACAUCAAAAAAUGAAGGAAUUUAUAUCAAAUGAAGAAAGAGUAAAAAAUACCAGAUUAUCUAAUGCUUCAUCUGCAUCAAAUUUACGUCAAUUGUGUGAUAAAAUUGGAUGCAGUAGUGAAAAUAUUGAAAAAGGAGAUCAAAAUUUGUUGUAUAAAAGUUUCCAUCCAUUAUCAUCAUUAUUGUUAAGAGGAUCUAAUACUUCAAAAAAGAAGAUAGGUAAUUCUCAAACAAUAUCUGAAGAAGGGGAAACUGAUACAGCUAUUAUUAUACCAUCAAGAAUAAGAAAAACAUCUAGUGCCAGUCAUAUUGAAUUUUUAAUACAAGAUUUAUCAACAUCUACAACUUUAGAUAAUAAUAUGUUAAAUUCAAAAGAAUUAACACAAUCCAAUUGUAAUAAAUUAAGUAAUAAUAUCAAUCAAGAAGGUCUUACUAUGACAAUAGAUAAAGCAAAAUCUACUGAUAAUAUAACAAAUUCAAUUGAAAAAUCUAUUUUACCAACAAAUUGGUUUAGUAGACCUGACUUAUCUAAUAGUAUUAUGAACGCAAAAACACAAAAUGAAACUACUACAAGUAAUAAUGGAACCAUAAGUAAAACUGGAGGAGUCUUUGGAUUUCUUGGAAAAGGUAUAUUUGGUCAACCUGUAUCAACUAAUGAAAAUGAAACAGCUCGUUAUAUAUUAACAUUAGAGCAAUAA
Messenger RNA from Strongyloides ratti, 918 nucleotides. RefSeq lists its product as hypothetical. The record is from RefSeq and is a predicted model, not a curated record. Bases 1 to 918 code for a protein of 305 amino acids. Lineage: Eukaryota; Metazoa; Nematoda; Chromadorea; Rhabditida; Strongyloididae. The transcript has 4 exons.